CUGUAUAGUUGCCGCUAGGGCUGCAAAUGAGCCAAGUCGCUCGCGAGUAACUCGGCGUUCGAAUCGGAAAAAAUUCGUUUGACAAUCGACUCGUUGUUUAACAAGCCGGUUUGUGAGCCGGCUCGUUAGUAAACGAGCCAAUCUUGAGCUAGAUCAUGCUCGGCUUGAUAAGCUCGUGAGCUAGCUUGACUCGGUGGCUUGUUGAGCUAAGCUCGCGAGCUGGAUUGUUUAAAGCUUGUGGAAGGAUUAAUUACUCUUCUGAAUAUGAAAAUUAUCUUGUUAAUAAGUAUGCGUAUGGAAGUUUGAUGUUAUUUUUAGUUUCUAGUGUUUUUUUUAUCAUUUUUAAUUUCUAAUAUUCUUAUUUGUACACAUUUUUUCAGCAAGAAUGGUUCCAAAUCGAGCUUAUCUUGAGCCGAGCUUGUACUCAGCUUGACAAGCUGUGUUAAUGAGCAUUUACCGAGCUCGAGCUGGAUUAUUUUUAAUCGAGUCAAGCUCGAGCUCGAGCUGGAUGAUCAAAAUUCGGGUUCGAGCCGAGCUCGAGCUAAAAAAUUAAUAAACGAGCCGAGCUCAAGCUAAGCAAAAACUCGACUCGACUCGUUUGCAGCCCUAAAUGCCGCCCAACUUAGAUAGAAGAGCUAGAAAGAAAAGAUGUGUCUAGCUUGUCAAGCUAUACCCUAAUCAAUCAAGAAUCAAAACUCAUACGAUAUUCGUACUUUAUCGAAUGGGUCAAUUACAACAUGGUGCUUGGGAGAAAUUGGUCAUGCCCGGACUUUCAUGUGUCGAUUUUAACCGCCACCAAUAGUAUUUUGUGAUAGUUGUACAACGGGUACAAAAUCUGUUGACACUGGUGCUAUUUGCGUUGGUGAUUUUCAAUUGUGUGCUCGCAUGAAAAAAAGUUGAGUAUUCAUAAAUAUUGAUACUUGAUAUUCUCACUGAUCUCCGAGGAUUAGGGUUCUGGCAUCUACCAACAAACUUGAUAAUUUGAUUUCUCUCAUAAUAAAGUAAUAUAACCAACACAAAGCAUGGUUAACUUGUUUGCAAUCUAACCAACAUCCACAAAAAGCACAAUUUAUCAUACAUUUGCUAUGCAAAUUUAACUUUUAAGCAUAUUUUAAAAAGAAUAUACAAACAAGGAUGAACAAAAUAUACACAUAAAAAUUUCCUUAACGAAGGCCUCUACAACCUCAACCUCAACCUCAAAUAUAACCACAUGCUUCUAUCAACCACCAAAUCCAUCCAUUUGGAAAAUACAUGUGUUCUAAACAUUAAGGAGGCUGUCUCCAUGGACAUGAUUGUAUUAGUGUGCUUCCUCAAGGUUAAGCUUGAGAACCAUACCACUCCUAUGCAAAAUCUAUAUUGAUUAAUGAAUAGGUGCAAACUUCAAGGCCGAUAAUACUAGCGUUAUUAAGUGAACAAUUAAGGGAAAUGGAAUCAUAUGGAAAAUUCUUCACAUGCGUUGAAGUCAGGUAACUUAAUUUUUGUUACCUACUUUACCAUGAUUCACAGAUCACAUUACGUAAAACACAAUAAACAUUAUGUAAUGAUAACGUAAAGUAUGUUUAUCUUACAUAACAGUUAUAAAAUAUAAUUAGGAAAAUUUUACCUAGUAACGGACUAACAAUAAACUGUUUAUCGGUUAAUUUUGCAGCAUAAAAAUGAGUGUGGGUUAAAUUGAGAACUUGUUUGCUUGAUGGAUUUGAUGAGAAUUUGGAUCAUCAUUGACUUUGUCCAAAAUCCAUUGUUUGCUUCAUACAUUCAGGAUCAACAAAUUCGUGGAUCUCACGAUGAACCCAAAACCCUCCAAUCUUCAUGAUUUUACACGAUCCAAAUUUUACUGGGAAUCAACCAUGCCCUCCUGAAAGCAAAGAGACAAAAGAAAUUGAAAGCUGGAAGGGAACCACUUACCUCAUCAAUGGUGUAGAAUAAAACUCUUCCUCAUGGUGGUGGCACUUGCCCCUCACUGACACUUCACCCCUGCCUGCCAACAAACUUUUUUUGCCAGAGGGCCAAAAAGAAAGAGAAAAGGAAGGCACGUCUCUGCUUUAAAUAGAUAGCAAACAAGUGAGACCAUCCAUUGAACCAAUGGUCUUUCACUUGCUCCAUUAUAGGCCAUCUUUUUCAUCAGCCAAAACUCCAUCAAAAAGAUUGUACCGGCCUCAGUGCAACCCUUGUUCUUUCUUGCCCAAACUUACCUCGCCCCAUUCUUCAGUUUUUGCCAAGGCCAUAACCAGACAACAGAGUAAUGCUCUUCUUCUGCUCUCGUAUCAUCAACACGACAACCCAUGAAUCGAGUUCUAGAGAUGAGAAAGUUUCAUCUCUUUGGGACAUGAGUAACAGAAAGCAAUGACAUUCCAUCACUUUUUCUUCCUUUUUUGCAGCCUCCAAUGGCAUGCACUUGUCAGUGUUUUGACAAUUGUUUGCCCAAAAGGACGGUUGGUACUACUUAUUAGGGUUUGUUAAUUGAUCUACGAGUUGUGUGUGGAUUUCUGAUUAUUUCGAAUAAUUCGAGCUGUUGAUAGAGUUUUCAAUGAAUAUGAUAAGUAUAAUUUUAUAGGCAAAGUUAUAAAUCGAGUAUGAAGUGAACUUGCACGCUAACCUCUAGGCUUAGGCCUCGAGUGUAUUAUUAGGCUGGACAUAUGCCUCAAAUCUCGCAAAAUAGGGCAUCGAUCCUUUCAUCCCAUGCUAUGGGAUGCAAAACAUUUUCAAAACGAUCUCGGAGAGUUUUUGACAUAUUUUGAGCGUCGACUGAAAUUUCCCAACUACCAACUCGACUAUACCAACCCAAGGUUCCAAGCCCAAGCAUUGCAACUAGCGAUUUACCAACAUCCUUGAGCUUAGUCCAAUCAAUUAUGGUGCUUAACCUGUAAAAUUUCGAACUUUUAAUAUUACCGAACAAACUUAACCUCCUAAAAGGACGAUGAACGACCACUUCAUCAGAAUAACACGAUGAAAUCAUGCCCCCACAAAUCGCAUUUUGUAGUUGAAAUAAGAUCACAAAUAGAUUUUGAUGAAUCAACAAAUAUACGCAUGGAACGAUCAUAGAAAGAGCCAAAGAGGGGCAAGGAACUACUCAAGGGUCGUUUGGAUGGAGUAUUUGUACGAGUUAUUUGGGUUCAAAUAACUCACAAUGAGUUAUUUGGACGUAAAUAACUCGUUUGACAGCGUUUUACUGAAAUGAGUUAUUUGGACAGUGAGUUUAUUUGAAAUAACUUAUACCCAUGUGUUAUUUCGAAAUAACUCGUUUUAUCACUCUGCUUUUACCAAAUACCACAUGUCAAAUACCACAUUUGCAUGGUUCAGCCAAACGAGAUAAUUUAUUUCAAUUACCACUGAAAUACCACAUGAACAAUAAAUGAGUUAUUUGACUUUACAAAUACCACAAUGACAAUUAACCCAUCCAAACGACAGUGAAGGAGUUGAAAUGUCUCACAUAAUAGUGACAAAGAUUGGUACAACCCACCUCACCUCACCUCCCUUCCAAAGUAGAUAUUUGGGCAGCAGCUUUGGGCAGCAGCUAGCUUAGCUUAGCUUCUUCACAGUACCAUAUAACGACAGCGGCACUCAUUCCCAAGUUCAUGAUGUGGUGAAGGAAGGAAAGAAGAGAGAAGAUUCACCAAAAGCCAAGCAGCUCAACAUUAAAGACAAAACAAAAACCAUCCCUCUCUUCAAUCCUCUUACACCUUUGCCCUACCUUCUCUUUUUUUAAUUCUUUAAUUUCUGUUUUUUUUCAUUGAAUCCUAUUUUGAUUUUUCAUGCACAAAAACAAUACUUACCGACUUAUGGAGCUGAUUCAAUUGUAAAGUGUUUAGGGAUAAAUGUACCACCUUUCACAUUUGUACUACAAUUUUCCCCCAAAUAAAUAUAUGUAUAAUUUGUGAUUUUUUGCUCAAAAAACUGUCCCUUAAUAUUGAGACACAUAUCUACAAAUACAUGCAUUUGUCCAUCUUAUUGAGAAUGAAUUAGGUAUAAUGGAGAGAGUACUGAUAAAGGAAUUUUCUCAAUACAUCUUCUGUUUAGCCUAUCUAAAAUAUAAGUAAAAUUGAACGAAAAAAAUGCAAGUAAAAACAUUGACUAGGCACGAUCCCAUAUAAUUUAUAGGGAUCGUUUGCAUGAAUUAUUUAUAGAACUAGUCAUUUGCUCAAGUGUAAACAUUUGAGAAAUAUAGAUAUUUGAGAAUGUAGACAUUUGCGAAUAUAUUGUUUGUUUAACAAUUUUUAGUUAAGUCAUUUGUAUAAUAUUAUCAUUUUUCCUUUACAUUUAAUAUUUCAUUAUCUUGUUUCCUAUCCUCAUAAAACCAACCACGUAAUAAAUUCAUUUUCAACCAACAAAACAUAUGAUUACGAGUACUUUCUAAGUUUAAAUAAUAUUUUUAAGUUAAAUAUUUUUAUAAUAGGUAACGACUCCAGAAGUCUCACAUCGGAUAAAUUAAGACUCAUUCUUGAAGGCGAUAGCUCCGAUGACACUAGGAGCUAGAGUCACGAGAAAAUGAUGCAGACAAUAAGAUGGAUUACCCUCCUCAUCUGAUAUAAAGUUAACUCAAUUAAAUCAUUUGGUAUCAAAUAACUCAAACAAACAAACCCAUAAUCAACAAGAGCAUAUUGGUUAAACAUCGUAAUUACAACAUAGCACAUUAAAUUCUCAAUAUCCAAAUAUUGAUUUUUUAUUUUAUUAAAAAUAUUGUCAGGGAAUUAGAUAGUGAGAGAAAAUAGCAGCGGCAAUAACAAAGGUAUAGCUAUAGCCAGGCAGCAGAAAUAUAUAGCAGGCGUCUUGAGGCCUGAGAGAAGAGAGCAGCAGCAGCAAGCUAAGCUAUCUAGCACUGAGCACUCACUCAGACCAAAUAUAAAAGAGGACAAAUUAUAUAGCCAUUCCCCAUUAGCUAUAGCAACCAAUAACCCUUAUAUAAGAUUUGGCUUCAUUUUCUCUUCCCUUUCUCUUCCUGUGUUCCUUCAUUCCCCUUCUGUGUCCCACUCAUCAAUAGUCACAGACAAAGCUGUUGAUCAUCAGCUUUCUUCCUUCUUCUUCUUAAGUAGUUUUGCUUCUUUCCUUUUCACUUUCCCUAUUUUGGUCCCAAGAAGAAGUAAAACAUGUUGAGUAAUGCAAGAGCAGGAAAUAGGGCAUCUUCUUGUUCUUCUCCAUUCACAGCAACACAGUGGCAAGAACUGGAGCACCAAGCUCUCAUCUACAAGUACAUGGUCUCUGGUGUCCCCAUUCCUCCUGAGCUCCUUUUCUCCGUCAAGAGAAGCAUUGAUUCCUCCCUUGCUUCAAUUGGGUGGGGAUGUUUUCAGGUGGGUUUUGGUAAAAAGGGAGACCCAGAGCCAGGAAGGUGCAGAAGAACUGAUGGCAAGAAAUGGAGGUGCGCCAAAGAAGCAUACCCUGGCUCCAAAUACUGUGACAGACACAUGCAUAGAGGGAAAAACCGUUCAAGAAAGCCUGUGGAAAUCUCUUCUUCUUCAUCUUCUCCUUCCACUACCACAAAUACUCCCAGAACUUCACCUAUUAGUAACACCACUACAAGCAAUAACAACUAUUACCACAAUCCUUACAUUACUACCUACAACAAUCCUUCACUGAUCAACCCUUUAUCUAUUUCCUCAUCUACAUCAUCAUCACUAGAUUCUGAUGUCCACCAGCAGCAAGCCCCUCUGAAUGGCCAAAACUUUCUCAAUAGUACUUUCCUUUAUAACAACAGUAGUACUAAUAGCUCAUCUUGCUCUAAUUCCUCCUCUUGUUGUAAGACCACCACUGCUCCUAAUCUGUUCAUGGAUUCUCUCUCUUCCUCUCAUCAUCACCAUCCUGCCUCUGACAAAGACUACAGGUACCUCCAAGGAGUGAGAGAGGAUCAGCAACUUAAUCACCAUCAAUAUGGGUCAUCACCACAACCAGAGUUUGACAACUUUUACUCAUAUCCAUCAUCAAAACAAGAUUAUCAUCACCAGCAGGAACAGCAUUGUUUUGUCUUGGGAGCUGAUUUCAAGUCAUCAUCAUCAUCAAUUUCAGCAAUUACUAACAGGCCAUUGAUCAAGGUGGAAGAGGGUAGCAGUGACAGCAAAGAGAUGUCCUCAUCAUCCCACAAGCCAAUGCACCAUUUCUUUGGGCUUGGUGGUGGUGCGGCAGACUCUUGGCUAGAUCUUGCAUCAAGCUCAAGGCUCUCCUAAUGGUAUAUAAGUUUCUAACUACAGUUUCAGUAUUAACUAAUCAGACCAAUCAUUCAUUAUUGAUAAAAAGGAUCACACAGUUUAAAAUGUUUGUUGGUUUCUUGUUGAUGGUCUGCAGGGAGCAUUGAUGGAUCUUUUUAGCUUUAUUGGUGGUGCCAAAAGAGUACUUGUUGGGUGGGUGAUAGUAAUAUGAUAAUGUGUGGGUUUUGAGAACUUGUGGCUGGGGUGCAAAAUUUGGGGUUUCUUCUUCUGUUGAGCUGCAGUGUUGUUUUGGAUUUAAUAAUGUAGGGUCAGCAAAGAAAGAAAGCAGCUUCUUCUUUCUUGUUUCUGCUUUCAUUUUUACUUUGUGAAAGGAGGAGGGUACUGUUCUGUCUGUUUGUUAUCAGCUGGGAGAAAUGAAAGAUCCUUUCUUCAUAAAUGUACAUCAUCAUUAUGUCAACUUGUAUGCAAAAAAGAAAAAUCUUGCUGCCCAUAAGGAAAAGAAACACAAGAUUGGGGUUUGCUAGGUUUUGGCUGAUGUAGUUAUGAAUUGAAGCUAUUAAGAUUAAUAUUAAUAUCGUAAGGUUUAUCUUGUUGAGAUGAUUCGUUCUCGAUAUAGUAUCAAACCUUCUGGCUAAAAUGUUUCACGUUUAAAUUUCCAUGAGUCUCUAGAACGGAUUUGUGCAUAACUCAAGUUUGUAACAAGCGACUUCAUUUGAGCAACGUGUGAAGGGACAUUGCAUAAGGUUCGUAAUUGAAACUCUUUUAAUCACGCCGAACUGAACCGUGUAGGAAAAACUCUUCGUCAAGAACAGUACUGGUACCAUAUCAAAAUUGAAUUCAUAUCAUCCCCCCACAUCUUGAACUGAAAGAGUAGGUGAGCUUCCAUUACGUGAAGAAGAUAAGUAGGCCAGGGCAAGCAGUCCACUACUCUACUGCAACUGCAUGACCAGAUAUAUACCUUCCCCAUAUGGUCUUGCCUGGGAUUUUCAGACAGCCUUCAUACUUCCUUCCUGACGCCCAAAGAGUAAGACAAACGAGUGUGGCGGGGUGGGAAUUGGCGGGACAUAUGGGGAACAAACCAAUCUUCAUAUC
Linum trigynum is the source of this 7229-nucleotide messenger RNA. Lineage: Eukaryota; Viridiplantae; Streptophyta; Magnoliopsida; Malpighiales; Linaceae. The record is from the annotation of a GenBank genome assembly.